Aplysia californica (California sea hare) is the source of this 2450-nucleotide messenger RNA. RefSeq names its product bromodomain-containing protein DDB_G0270170. The record is from RefSeq and is a predicted model, not a curated record. Lineage: Eukaryota; Metazoa; Mollusca; Gastropoda; Aplysiida; Aplysiidae.
AUGUUUAAGACUCAAAAGAGACAAAACACAGUUGAUUUUGAAGGUAGAACACUCGGUCACAAUACUAGAGGAGACUUCUUCUGGAGUCUUCUGGAUGGGGGCCUCGCAGACCCCAACAGGAAAGGCAGUUCUCCUCUUGUCAAGUAUGUACCGAAUGGCAGCUUCGAUGAGGAGACCGGGAAAACAGAAAUCAACAUCUUUUACAACAAAACAAAGGGCAGUGUGGACUCUCUGGAUCAGAUGGUCCAUGCAUACAUGUCAAAGAGGAAGACCGUGAGACGGCAUCUGACCUUCUUCUUCAAUCUGUUGGAUGUUGCAGCUAUUGCUGCUUAUAUCUGCUUCACUGCUCAAAAUCCCCAGUGGAAUAUCCGCAAGAAACACAGGAGAAAAAUCUUCCUCAAGAUGUUGGGUGAUGAGCUCUGCUUGCCAUCAAUACAAUGCCGGGCUGCCACUGAGAACAUUCCUAAGUCAGCUCGUAUGAGCAUGCUUCUCUGUGGUGUCACACCACUUACCCAAACCCAAGAAGCAAGAACACUGGUCACUGAACAUGGGCAAAGAAAGAGAAAACGCUGUGGACUUUAUCAGAGAAACAAGGACAGAAUAUCUUGUGAAAUAUCAGUUUGUGGGGAACACUCUGUUUCCAAGCACGUUCCCCUGCUCUCAGAACAGACGGCCCACUCACAGCGAGAGACAACCGACCUAGGCCCCGCCUCUCACCAACCGCCACCACCACAACAACAACAUCAACAACAACAACAUCAACAACAACAACAAAAACAGCAACAACAGCAAAAACAACAAAAGCAACUACAACCAUCUCCACCACCACCACCACAACAACAACAACAACCACAACAACAACGACACCAACAACGCGAGAAUGGAACCCGGGCCCCCGGCAAAAGACAUAACUUUGUGGCCGGCCUCUUCCACCGCAGUAAACUCAAACCCCCGGAGAAAGAGAGAGCGAAGAAGACGAAGCCGGCGGCGGAGAAGAAGAAGAAAGAGAACGAGAGAAAAGAAGCAGCAGCAGUAGCGGUGGUCGGGAGGGAUAAAGCCCCCUCUAAAAAGUCCCCCCACUCACAUCAGACGCAGUCUACCACGUCUGGUACAACUGACAGUAGCAGUGGGAAAUGUGGGGUGGUCAACACACUGACCACAGGGCAAAACAACACAUCUGAUCGGUGCAACAACACACUGAACACAGGGCAAAACAACACAUCUGACCGACAUAACACACUGAGCACAGCACAGAACAACCCAUCUGACCGGUUCAACAACACACUAACCACAGGACAAAACAACACACCUGACCAGUACAACUCCGGGCUUACGGGCUCUUACGAAACUCUCGUGAAAAAUCUGGGAAUGAGAGGACAUGUGGACAUUGACUCUUACGACUCUCUUGUGGAUCGCCAGCCAAUCUGGGAAACUACGGCAGACCAAAACAACGCGUCGUCAUCAGCCCCACCAGCCCCACCCACAGGAAAGAAAAAUCAGGAUGCCUUUUCAACGGGUCGGGUAAUUAAUAAAACUGUGACGUCAUCCCAUUCGUCACCGAAAGGAAAGAAAAAUCUGGACACCACUCAUAAAGGUCUUAAAGGUUCGGCCAAACGUUCAGGAAACAACGAAAACAGCAACAACAGCAACAACAGCAGCAACAGCAACAGCAACAACAGCAACAUCAGAACUCUCACGUCCUCGCAACUGGACGCUCAGAUUGACUCUCUUCUCUUCCCAGAUUUUGUACGCGAGACAACAGAUGAUGGCGAUAAUGAUGAUAAUGAUGAUGAUGAUAAUGAUGAUGAUGAUGAUGAUGAUGAUAAUGAUGAUGAUGAUGAUAAUAGCAACAACAACAGCCACAACAAUAAGGCGAGAAUGGAACCCGAAGCCCCGGCAAAAGACACAACUUUGUGGCCGGCCUCUUCCACCGCUAACAACAACAACAACAACAACAACAACAACAACAACAACAACAACAACAACAACAACGGUAACAAUAAUACUAGUAAUAAUAUGAGGUUUGUGUUUUCCGAGAGAAAUUGUUCAAAGUCGGAGCCAGGCUUGAGUGAGGGAUUCGGCGAUGAUGAUGAUGAUGGUGGUGUGUUUGGAGAUUUAGCCAGCUUUGUUCUUAACGACAGACCCAAAAGUGACGGGGCUUCUUACGAAACGACACCGAUGCCGUUACCGACACAGACACUGAAACCAGUACUGACACAGACACGUGUGUCGUUUGGAACGUGUGUUGAUCUGGACCCUGUAGGUGUGUCAGGAAAUUAUGUGUCGUCAACAGCAGGUGUGUCAGGACAUGUGUCGUCAAGAACAGGUGUGUCAGAUAAUGUGUCAUUAGAUGUUCCAACCAUCACCCUCACCCCUACCACACCUCGCACCCCACACCCCCCACACAUAAGUAUGAGCUCAACUCCUCCUAGACACUCCCCCACCCCACA